AUGGGUUCAGAUCUGGCAGAGCUAGCGGGCGUUUGCUUGGAAACUGGGGACCAGAGACUUACCCAGGCUCGCAAGGCAUAUCCGUCUCCACUCCUGCCCAGUCCACAAUUCACCACGAGCGUCGAAGAGCCAUAUCUGCAGGGCUUGACCGGUUUGGAGAAGGAAAGCCUAAAUCGAGAAAAAUUCCACUUUCCCGCAGCACCAAGCGCCGCCGAUCAUUUUAAGGCAAGCCAAUCUUGGGGUGUUGGGCCAAUGGUUAUCCACUGGGACCGCUGGGGCGAGCUACCCCUAGAAUCAUCGGACAUACUUUUGCCGUUUCCACGCGCUUCCAACGUCAACAAUCUGCUGGUCCCAAUAGACCGUGGAACCCUGCUGCUGCUCGCCCCGCCAUCUCUUCUACCUUCCCUUCUGGAGCAGUGGCUUCACCUUUCCGGAGAAUAUAUGAAACAGUAUCCAGGAUGA
Paracoccidioides lutzii Pb01 is the source of this 462-nucleotide messenger RNA. RefSeq lists its product as hypothetical. The transcript is spliced from 3 exons. The record is from RefSeq and is a predicted model, not a curated record. Bases 1 to 462 code for a protein of 153 amino acids.